CAUUCCGAAACUGCCGUCGAUUAAAGGAGACGUUUCAUAGGUGCACAGGCUGGCCGCCUUGGCUUAAAUUACUUUUUUAGGGAGAGCUAAAGCCUCAAUUCUGUGACUUCAGUCAUGGCAGCGACUGCAGUGCGUUCUCUCCUAAAGAAGAGGGUACUUCUUCAGUUGGGACACAGGUGUUACUCCUCUUCCGUGCCCACCACAAAGUUGUUUAUUGAUGGGAAGUUUGUUGAAUCCAAAAGUUCAGAAUGGUUAGACAUUCACAAUCCCGCCACCAACGAGGUGAUCGGCCGGGUCCCUAAAGCCACGCAGGAAGAGAUGUUGGCUGCUGUGGACUCGUGCUCGCGGGCCUAUCGCUCUUGGUCUGAAACUUCUAUUUUGACCCGUCAGCAGGUUUUCCUCUGCUACCAGCAGCUCAUUAAAGACAACAUUAAAGAGCUGGCUAAGCUGAUCACGCUGGAGCAGGGGAAAACGCUGGCAGAUGCUGAGGGCGAUGUGUUCAGAGGAUUACAGGUGGUAGAACAUGCAUGUAGCAUCACCUCCCUUAUGCUGGGGGAGACUCUGCCCUCUAUCACUAAAGACAUGGAUACUUACACAUACCGACUGCCCCUUGGCGUCUGUGCUGGCAUCGCCCCCUUCAACUUUCCCGCCAUGAUCCCACUCUGGAUGUUCCCUAUGGGCAUGGUGUGCGGGAACACGUACCUGAUGAAGCCCUCAGAGCGUGUGCCUGGAUGCACAAUGAUGCUGGCUAAGCUGCUGCAGGACGCUGGCGCUCCAGAUGGCACACUCAACAUCAUCCACGGCCAGCACGAUGCUGUGAACUUCAUCUGUGAUCACCCUGCUAUAAAAGCAAUUAGCUUUGUGGGCUCCAACCAGGCAGGAGAGUACAUCUAUGAGAGAGGCUCUAAAAAUGGCAAGAGAGUGCAGUCCAACAUGGGGGCAAAGAACCAUGGUGUGGUAAUGCCAGAUGCUAAUAAAGAGAACACUCUGAACCAGCUGGUGGGUGCUGCAUUUGGAGCAGCUGGCCAAAGAUGUAUGGCACUUUCCACUGCCAUCCUGGUAGGAGAAGCUCGCGACUGGCUGCCUGAACUGGUAGAACGUGCCAAGAACCUACGUGUCAACGCAGGUGACCAGCCAGGUGCUGAUCUUGGACCCCUGAUCUCCCCUCAGGCCAGGGGCCAUGUGAACAGACUCAUCCAGAGUGGAGUGGAUGAGGGUGCUUCUCUGCUGCUCGAUGGCAGGAACGUGAAAGUUAAGGGCUUUGAGAAUGGCAACUUUGUGGGACCCACCAUCAUCAGUAAUGUCACACCUGAAAUGCAGUGCUAUAAGGAAGAGAUCUUUGGCCCUGUCUUGGUGGUCUUAGAAGUUGAUACCUUGGAUGAAGCCAUCAGUAUAAUCAAUAAGAACCCGUAUGGAAAUGGAACUGCCAUUUUUACCACUAAUGGUGCUGUGGCUCGCAAAUACACCCACGAGGUGGAUGUUGGCCAGAUUGGAGUGAAUGUACCAAUUCCUGUUCCCCUACCCAUGUUCUCCUUCACUGGCUCUAGGGCCUCUUUCAGGGGUGAUACCAACUUCUAUGGCAAACAAGGCAUCCAGUUCUACACACAGAUCAAAACCGUUACUUCACAGUGGAAGGCAGAGGAUGCUACAGUAAAAUCUCCAGCAGUUACCAUGCCAACCAUGGGACGCUAAAUUGCAAUAAACCACACAUAUGCUGACCUCCCCCAAAGCCCCUGAAGUGUAGAACAUAUUGUACAGACAGGUUGUGACUUGGGUUUUUGCUAGUAUAGAAAUAAUAUAAAACAGUAAUCAGUGAUGUAUGUUGCACUAGACUGUUUAACUACUACAGUAUGUCUGAAAUUGAUACAUUUCUUUCCAUGGCUCUGUUUGCUUUUCCAUGUGUUAAAGCCAACAAUUAUUAACAGUAUUUGUCCUCUGUAAUUACAUCGGCAACUGUUUUUACACUGAAGCCUACAGCGAUUUUAAAAAAAAAAAAAAAAAAAAAAAAAAAUUUAAAAAAAAAUUUAAAAAAAAACUAAUUAUGGCUAAGCAACGCAUUAUUGCCUUAUAAGCAUAUUACCUUAUCUCAUAAUGUAGCACAGCUGUUCUAUUACGUACAAUAAAUGAGCAAUGAGUGUGUUCUCCUUUACGGUUUUCUUAAGACAUCAGUUUCAAAUGUAAGCUUUUAAAAGGUACUAUACCAGACAGUUCGGAGGAAUGGGCAAGUCUUUUGACUGUCAUCCUGGACUACUUUUCAUAUGGUAUAUGGAAAAAUAGGAUAAAAAUAUUUAAAAAUUAACAUAAAGAUUGUACUCGUAUAUGGAAGAAGGCAAUGCCAUUUUCACUUCAUUCUCACAGAGACCCAAGCCAUUACCUUCAGAUAAACAUGUGAUUCAUAUGGAUUAGAAAUACUGUCUCUUUCUAUAGCAAAAAUACUUCCCAGUAAAAAGACAAGCUAAUGUGUGUACAGGAAGGUUGAUUUGUAUUUGGUCACAUGAUUAUGUGGUAUCAUGUGGUGAUGUGAACCAGGUUCAGGGGCCUUGGCAGUUAAUGCAGGCCACUGGAGUUAGAAGUCGUGUUGGACACGGACGCCUGGGUUACAAAGGUCAUGGGAGAUUCUUCUCUUGCUCUGUGUGAAAGACCAAGAGAAAGGGCAGGGUGUUGAACAAUAUUGAAAAAACAAUGAAUGAUAUGGAGAAAAAAAAUGAUGGAACACUCUUGUAAGAAUUAUUCAGGAUUGUAUCAAAAUGAAAUUCAAACAUUUUUAAAGAUAUUUUUUAAAUGUUUGUCAAACAAUGCCUUGAUUUACAGAGAGAACUUCAAUAAAUGAUUCAAUCAUUCAGACAGAUAAUAUAAACUAGGACAGUGUGGAUGUCUGGGGCAGGAUAUGAUUUUGUGUGGUACUAAUCAGCUUCAUUAAUAACUUCCUACAUUUCAGUUGAAUAUUUAGUUUAAAAUGUAGUUUUAUGUUUCACAAUAAAUGUCUUUCUUUGCAACA
This is a messenger RNA of Ictalurus furcatus (blue catfish), 2998 nucleotides long. RefSeq names its product aldehyde dehydrogenase 6 family, member A1 (gene aldh6a1). Gene Ontology annotation, cellular component: mitochondrion. Gene Ontology annotation, molecular function: methylmalonate-semialdehyde dehydrogenase (acylating, NAD+) activity; malonate-semialdehyde dehydrogenase (acetylating, [NAD(P)+]) activity. The transcript has 12 exons. The record is from RefSeq and is a predicted model, not a curated record. Gene Ontology annotation, biological process: L-valine catabolic process; thymine catabolic process. Bases 115 to 1692 code for a protein of 525 amino acids. Lineage: Eukaryota; Metazoa; Chordata; Actinopteri; Siluriformes; Ictaluridae.